This is a messenger RNA of Achroia grisella, 543 nucleotides long. RefSeq lists its product as uncharacterized. NCBI's taxonomy places the organism in Eukaryota, Metazoa, Arthropoda, Insecta, Lepidoptera, Pyralidae. The transcript has 6 exons. The coding region runs from base 1 to 543 and encodes 180 amino acids. The record is from RefSeq and is a predicted model, not a curated record.
AUGUUGGACAAAAUUGUUCUAUUCGGUUGUGUUGGUUUGAUAUUGAGUUAUCCAAAUUAUUUUGAGACGAAGAAGUUUCGCGUUGGCAUCGAAUAUGACAAGUCGUUGCCCAUGGACGGUGGUGCAGAUCGCUACCGUCACAGAAAUAACUACGACCCGUUCUUCGUCACAGUCACCACGGAAGCGAGGAAUGGAUUCGUAAUCACUUUCUUAGACGUCACGGCGACCAUUGACGCACCUGGCGAGGUGACCUUCAAUAUGGUGAAGGGUCAGACGGGCUCCAAGACGAUGGUGUUCCAACUCGUGUCUAACCACACAGAUUUCCUAUCGUACCACUACCUGGCAUACGGUAUGAGGGAAGCCGAUUAUAAAAAGCUGGCCAACAUUAUAACGCUACCAUUUACUAAUGAUGCACAGAAAUUACUACAAAAUUAUACGACGACAUUUCUGAACAGAAAAAUAUUGACCUUGCGACCAAAUUUAUACGUACAAUCUUUGCUCAAGGCAGUGUUUGAUGAAGUCCUGGCCCCCAAACUAUCAUGA